AUGGGCGAUCAAGAACCAGAUGUCAAUAAUCAUAUUUAUGAGGAACAUUAUUUGGCUAGUGAUGAUGACAAUGGAAUUGAAGAUUUCGAUUUUCCUGAUAAUGAUACACUAUAUAAUGACAGAUUUCAAACAGGAGAAAGCGGUAAUCCUAAUUUAGAGGACGCAAAUAAUGAUGAAGACGAAAAUCACUUCGUUGAUGAAGAUAUAGAGGUUAAUAUUGAUUACAGUGAAGGACAACCACAUGUUACUCAUGAAGAUACGGAGUUUAAUAUUGAUUUCAGUGAAGGACAACCACAUGUUACUCAUGAUUAUGUUUCUCCUGGUGGCACCUUGUAUUGGACUCCGAUUGUUUUAGACGACAUCAAACCAAAAGUUUCAUCAAAAUUUAAUUCAUAUGGCUUGGAAGAGUCCAAAAAACGAAAAAUGGGAUUAUUACAAAUAGACAUCUUGUGUGCAAUCGGGAAGGUUAGUCCUUCGGUUCGAGGUGGAUUGGUUACUAAUUUCAAGAAUGCUAGGAGGAAUCUUAAUUAUUACAUAGGUGGGAGGGACGCGAAAUUCCUUGUUGACAAGAUGAAUGAUAGGAAGAAAAAUUUCCCAUCAUUUACUUUUGAGUAUAAAGUGUUGAACAAGAGAUUGAAUUUUCUAUUCUGGGCUGACGAAACAGGAAAGUAUAGUUACAAUUCAUUCGGAGACGUUGCAUCACUCGAUCCCACAUUCAGUAUGAUAUGGUUUUUGUUCCGUUUACUGGCAUCGAUAAUCACAAAAAAAUGUGUAACAUUUGGUGCUGGUCUUUUAAGUAAAGAAGAUGGAGUUUCUUAUGAAUGGUUGCUUAGAGCUUUUUUGAAAGCUUUUAGAAAACAACCUCAAUUGGUUUUAUCUGAUCAAGAUCCAGCUUUGAAAAAAGCUAUAGAUAAGGUUUUCUCAUUGGCACAUCAUAGGUUAUGUAUGUGGUAUAUAACGAAGAAGUUGCCAAAUAAGAAUCAACUUAUACAAAUUUUAUCAAUCGAAGAUGCAACCACCAAUCAAAAAUUUCGAAAGCGUUUUCACUCUAUAAUUUGGAAUUCUAAGCUGGAACCACAUGAAUUCGAGAAUGUGUGGCGUCAGAUGUUGGAGGAGUUUAAAAUUACUGGUAACACUUGGAUGAAUACAAUGUAUGCUUUGCGAAAAUCUUGGAUCCCCGCAUUUUUCAAGCACAUUCCAAUGUCUGGUCUUAUGCGAACUACAUCACUGUCUGAAAGUCAGAAUUGGUCAUUUCAAACCACCACAUUAACCGGUUCUUAUCUUGUCAUGUUUAUGAUGACAUUUGAAUCAGUUAUGGAACGACAACGACAUAACCAAAUUCUCAAUGAUUUUAAUAUUACCACCACUUUUCCUAAAUUCAUUACCCGUACUCCGUAUGAACCUCAUGCUUCAAAUGUAUAUACACGAAAGAUUUUUUAUCAGGUUCAGAAAGAGAUAUCAAGAGCUGAAGAUAAUUGUUUCCAAAAGAAUGUGAUAUCUUCCAACGGUGUUGACACAAUUAUUGUUCUGGAGAAAACGAAGAACAUAACUAUUAGGCAAACAAAUGAUGUCGAUGUUGAUGACAAAGAUGAGGAAUACAAUUACGAUUGUCUUAUAAGGGAUACUGAAUACACGGUCACACACUCAACCAAAGAUGGUUCGUUCAAAUGUACUUGUAUGCAUUUUGAACAUGUAGGUAUCUUAUGCAGACACAUAUUCUGUGUGUUUAAGUUUUAUGGCAUCGAACAAAUUCCCGAAAAGUACAUUUUGAAACGUUGGCAUAGGGAUGUUAUUCCAACAGAAUUACUGAAAAGACGCUUCAAUAAUUCUUUUGACGAUUCUAAUUCCGACAUGACUGCUAUUGAUAUUUUUUUAACUGUUGACCGUUGUGUAGCAGAUCCUUUCAAGAAGCUUUUAGGCGUGGUUGGUCCUGAUGUAGAAUCUGAUGUUAAUGACAUUCAGAAUCCUAUAGAUAUUCGUAACAAAGGUUGCGGUAGUCGUGGGAAAAGAUUAAAAUCUACCAAAGAGAUGAUUGAGAAGGAAAGGUCGAAACCUAAGAAAAAAUGUGCUACAUGUGAACAGAUGGUUCAUCAUGACAAAAGAAAUUAUCCUCUAAAGAACGCCCAGAAAUAA
Lactuca sativa (garden lettuce) is the source of this 2133-nucleotide messenger RNA. Its product is annotated as protein FAR1-RELATED SEQUENCE 6. Lineage: Eukaryota; Viridiplantae; Streptophyta; Magnoliopsida; Asterales; Asteraceae. Gene Ontology annotation, molecular function: zinc ion binding. The record is from RefSeq and is a predicted model, not a curated record.